Molecule: messenger RNA, 207 nt
Organism: Opisthorchis viverrini
Lineage: Eukaryota; Metazoa; Platyhelminthes; Trematoda; Opisthorchiida; Opisthorchiidae
Exons: 2
Coding region: 1-207 (68 amino acids)
Source: RefSeq, a predicted model, not a curated record
AUGGUACCUUUCAAAGGCGGAAUCUCUGCAGCACUGAACCCCGACCACCACGUCAAGGUGGCAGCUUUAGGUCGGGAGAAGCAGAAGUAUGGUGCUGGUGAAUAUGCCCUGGCCAUAAUCUCAGCCCUACAUGCCAUCGGUUGUUAUGUCGACUUCUUGGUUCACCAACCGAUGAUCAUCUAUUAUCGAGGGAUCUGCUUUCCUUAA